Messenger RNA from Sesamum indicum (sesame), 1082 nucleotides. RefSeq lists its product as uncharacterized. NCBI's taxonomy places the organism in Eukaryota, Viridiplantae, Streptophyta, Magnoliopsida, Lamiales, Pedaliaceae. The record is from RefSeq and is a predicted model, not a curated record.
CACCUCCAACCCUGUGGCUGCUGUGCCAUCUCUCUCUCUCUCUCUGUCUCUCUCUGUUUCUUGGGUGGUAGUGUGUGUGGUGUGUGGGAGAGAAAGCAAGGAUCUUUAAGAAUGGGAAGAUCGCCUUGUUGCUCAAAGGUGGGGUUGAGGAGGGGGCCUUGGUCGACCAAAGAAGACACCUUGCUCAGCAAUUACAUUCAGCAACAUGGUGAAGGCCAAUGGAGAUCUCUCCCAAAGAAAGCUGGGCUGCUGAGAUGUGGGAAGAGUUGCAGACUGAGGUGGAUGAAUUAUCUCAGGCCGGGGAUUAAGAGAGGGAACAUCAGUGAGGAUGAGGAGGAUUUGAUCGUACGGCUGCACGGGCUUCUUGGGAAUCGCUGGUCCUUGAUUGCGGGCAGAUUGCCAGGUCGAACGGACAAUGAGAUCAAGAACUACUGGAACACACACCUUCUCAAGAAACUCAAGAGCGCCGGAAUCAACCCCAAACCUCACAAAGAUUUGCCGAAGCCACCCAAGGUCAAGAAAUCGGAAGGAGGCGCCGCCGGGAAGAAGCAGAGGAAGCAGAAGAAGGCUGUUGUGGCCGCCGACAAUGAGAAGAUCAGCAACCAAGACGGAAGCAAGUUGGGUGGUGGUGGUGGCGGGGAGGAGCCGCCGGCGAGUAAGAGCUCCGAGGAACAAGUCAAUAAUCCUCCCAAGACUAAAGUCUAUUUGCCGAAACCCAUAAGAGUUUCCUCAGUAUUCUCAAGGACCAGCAGCUACGACAGCCUGGCCAGUGGAACGUCGAGCAGCGACGGCGGAGAAGCGGCGGAGAAGGCGGUUGAGGUGGUGUCGUACGUGCCGGUUGAGUGGCCGCCGCUGUUUGAGCUGGAGGACACGAACUACGGGGUGUGCGGCGGCGGAGAGGAGGAUGAUUUUCUGGGUGGCGGGUAUAUUCUGCCGGUGCUCCACCAAUCGGACUCGAUAUCCAGUGAUGUAAAUAUGUUGGAGAAAGUGUACGAUGAGUAUCUGCAGCUUCUCUAGACCUCCAAAAUGAAAAAAAAGUAAGAAAUGGAAAAAUAUAAAUAAAUAAAAAAACGUUGUGAGUA